Rhizophagus irregularis DAOM 181602=DAOM 197198 is the source of this 2951-nucleotide messenger RNA. RefSeq lists its product as uncharacterized. Lineage: Eukaryota; Fungi; Glomeromycota; Glomeromycetes; Glomerales; Glomeraceae. Gene Ontology annotation, cellular component: cytosol; Rpd3L complex. The record is from RefSeq and is a predicted model, not a curated record. Gene Ontology annotation, biological process: negative regulation of rDNA heterochromatin formation; negative regulation of silent mating-type cassette heterochromatin formation.
AUUGUAAAAAUUUUAUGCGGGUAGUUUUUUAGUCUUCUCGUUACUCUUGAAGAAUUUAGGAAAUUAUGAAAGAGCAUAAUGGAACUACCUCAGCGUCAGCUCCUACUCCUUCAGGCCGCAGGCAGUCAAUCGCUCCUCAACAGCCUGCGAUCAUCCCCCAGGGAAGUUUACAAAUGCGACCAAACUUCCAGACUUUGACUCAUCCACAAACUUCCUUGCAACAAACUAACAUAAAUCAUACAGGUUUAAUGAUCCAAAGGCCGAUUGCACCUGGGAUGCAACAGGUUGGCCCAGGUAUGUUACCAUUACAAGAACAACCACAACUGUUAGCUAGAGGAAUGUAUCCUACAUCGCGCCAGUCAGCGUCAGUGGGAACGACUGUUUCUCCUAGAAUGUCUCGUCAACCACCCGCUCCUGCUUUGAAGCAAUCUACUCAAUCUUCACCCAUAAUGCCAACAGCAGGAGUUCCAACUUUUCAAAAUGUUUCGGGCCAACAACUUCCUAUCUCACCGAACUCUCGGGUUCCAGGAAUAAGACAAUCACCUCAGGCACCAUUUUAUUCAAGCCCGAUGUAUCCUCUUGUGGAUCAAACGAGUAAUUAUAGAUCCGUCCCCGGUACAAAUGCAAGUGUUAGACCACCUUCUAUGAGUCCUGGUAGAAUGAGUUUACCCCCACAAUCGGGACACCAAAGUAGUGUAAAUAUGGCAACUAUUCCACAUAGUUAUAAUCCGCCUGUACAUCAUACAUCUCAACAAUCAAACCCUUCAAUGUUGCCUCCUCAGAGUAUGCAACCUCAUCCAUCACCUAGAUUAUCAUCGUCUCAUUCGGAUUUGCAGUCAGCUUCAGCCCGAACAACACGUCCGCAGUUAGCAAAUCCAAUGGUUGUACAUGACACUAGACCAUCUUCCACUUCUACAUUAACACAAGGAUUAACACAAGGUGUACAACAACUUUCAUUACGUUCUUCUAUUCAAGAAACGCCUUCGAAAAUGACAUCUAUUCCACAUGCUUCUUUACGUCCUACUGAAGGACAACGUUCUAUGCAAGAAUCAGGUCCACAAGCAAUGCAAGGUAUUCAGCCUAUCUCACACACGUCUAGUCGUACUUCAUCUCAGUCCUAUGUUUCAGACGCGCCUCCGCCGUUAAUUUCACAAAGUGUUCAGCUUGCUAAUAAUAUUCGUAACAAUCCCAAAUUACUGCCACAACAUGCACCAAUACAACCUGCUCAGAGAAUUAAUAAUCAAAAGCCAAGUUCGCCAAUAAUUUCACAAGCUAGUAUAAAAACUACACAGGCUUCGCCAAAACCUAUGCAUUCAUCCACAAAACCUUCUCAUAGAUCGCACAAAAAUGGACAUCAUAAUUCCCAGAAAAGUAUACAUCAAUCAACUCAAUUAACAGCAAGUCAGCAAGCGUCACAAAGAGCAGAAAUUACAGAAGCAGCACAGGUGCUUUACUUGUCUUCCAUGUCUGUAAGAUCUAGAGAGGAUCCACGCAUACGAUAUAUGAAUGCAGAACUUAAUUCGCAAUAUGCUGCAAUGAAUAAUACUCAUACUAAUCCUGGUGAAGGUAGCCAUUACAUUCAUCACCGCAAUAGAUACGCAGGGCCUGUGUCUCUUGAUAAUUCUAUGACACGUGGAAUGAAUGAUGAAAGCAUUUCAAGAGAGCAAGAUAUAGGAUUAGUACCGCAUAACAGAGGGCACAAAAUGAAACAUCGUGCUGAGGCUUUGGAUAGUGGAGUCAAACUAAGAGCGCCAUACGGAUAUGUCGAAGAUAAAGAGGAAAUCGAAAUUCCUAAUGGUACAAGACGACCUAUUAUUUACCGAGGAAGUAAAGAAGCAACGGAUCAAGCUACGGAAUUUGUAGGUGAAGCUAAUGAUAGCCCAUACAAAGAUAUUGAUGUGGAAAAUAUUCUUGGCCCAUUAGAGAAACCUGAAGAUGCUGUACGUAAACCACAUUAUCGACGUAUACUUAAAAGCAAACAUCUUGAAUCUUUAGCAAAAGAAUUAAUGGAAAGAAUUGAGAAGGAGCAUGAAUUUAAUAAGAAGAUAAGUAGAUUAAUGAUAGUAUUGCAAGGAGAUGAUGAUAUGCAUCAAGAACUCGAUUUCCGACUAAAUCCUCCACCGGAAACAGUUAGUACACGCGUAUUUAAGGCUGAAGAGGUUGAAGGAGGAAAAAAUUUUGGAGUACUCAAUGUGGGUUUACAAGGAAAUGAUCGAAGUAAAGGAAAGAGAGCUCAGGAAGCUAAGGAUCAAGGAUUGGAAAAUUUAAUUAUGGUACGCGAGCAAUUACAAGAACAACUUGAAAAUAGCAAUGAGAUAUUAAGACGUUACAAUGAGACGAGGGAAGGUGUAUUAAAAGCUAUACGACAAAGGAAUAUGAUAUAUAGAAGAUUGUGUGAAAUUGAUAAACAACGUAGAAAAGAAGAAAAGAAUAGUGACAAAACUAGCACUCCACUAAAGAAACAUCUACUCAAAGAUAAGGAAAAGGAGAGGGAGAAAGAGAAGGAAAAAGAACGAGAAGUUUAGGAGAAAAUAAUAUAUAGUAUUUGUGUAAAAUAAAGUUAGGCUGUCAAUAUGAUUAUUUUAUGUAAGUAAAAAGGUAUGUAAAUUUUGUUAUAAAAAUGAGAAAAACAGUUGCAAUGCUGAAAAAUGGGUUUAAUGUAAUAUUUAAGUAAAGAAUAAUUUUUUGUUUACAAUUUCAUCUAAAAAUUGACGGAUGACAGGAUUAUCAAAUUAAUAAUUUCAUAAAUAAAGUUGGCACACUUGGAUAAUUCGUGUAGCACAGAGUGCAUAUCAAUUAAGUAAUUUAAACUGGAUGGUUCUGCUACCGAGAUUUAUUAUAAUAAAUAAGACUAAGUGUCGUCGAAGUUCUUAUUUGUAAGAAAAUAUAUUUCUUUUAUCUAAUUAGUAUUAAGGAUUUUUUUUUGCCAUUUAUGACCAUUUAUGAAAUGA